CCGUUGCGGCGGGCAGGCGCGGAGCGGCGGCCGGCAGCGAGCGAGCCCGGCUCGGCGAGCCCAGCUCAGCUCCCUCCCCCCCGGCCCCCUCCGCCAUGAAGCGCGGCGGCGAGCGGCGGGCGCUGUGGUUGGCGCUGCUGUGGUUGUGGCUGCCGGGGCGCGGUGCCGGCGCCGCCAUGGACGAGUGCCGGGAGGAGCGGAGCGGCCGGCCCCAGCGCUGCAUGCCCGAGUUCGUCAACGCCGCGUUCAACGCCAGCGUGUUGGCCACCCACACGUGCGGGGCGCCGGCCGAGGAGUACUGCGUGCAGACCGGCGUCACCGGCGUCACGCAGUCCUGCCACCUCUGCGACGCCGCCCAGCCCCACCUGCGGCACGGCGCCGCCUUCCUCACCGACUACAACAGCCCGGCCGAUGCCACCUGGUGGCAGAGCCGCACCAUGCUGGCCGGCGUGCAGCACCCCACCGCCGUCAACCUCACCCUGCACCUGGGAAAGGCCUUUGACAUCACGUACGUGCGUCUGAAGUUCCACACCAGCCGGCCGGAGAGCUUUGCCAUCUACAAGCGCACCAGAGAAGAUGGCCCCUGGGUGCCCUACCAGUAUUACAGUGGCUCCUGUGAGAGCACCUAUCACAAAGUCAAUCGUGGCUUUAUUCGGACUGGGGAGGACGAGCAGCAGGCGCUCUGCACAGAUGAGUUCAGUGACAUCUCCCCGCUCACGGGGGGCAACGUGGCCUUCUCAACGCUGGAGGGGCGGCCCGGUGCCUACAACUUUGACAACAGCCCUGUGCUGCAGGAAUGGGUGACAGCUACAGAUAUUAGAGUGACUCUCAAUCGUCUGAACACAUUUGGAGAUGAAGUUUUCAAUGACCCAAAAGUUCUCAAGUCUUACUACUAUGCAAUUUCUGACUUUGCUGUGGGUGGUAGAUGCAAAUGUAACGGGCACGCGAGCGAGUGCAUCAAGAACGAGCUUGGGAAGCUGGUCUGCAACUGCAAACACAACACCUUUGGGGUGGACUGUGAAAAGUGUCUGCCCUUCUUCAAUGACCGUCCGUGGAGGAGAGCGACGGCGGAGAGCGCCAACGAGUGCUUGCCUUGUGACUGCAACGGGAGGUCUCAGGAGUGCUACUUCGACCCUGAGCUGUACCGCUCGACGGGCCACGGUGGCCACUGCACGGGCUGCUCGGGCAACACCGACGGUGCCCACUGCGAGAGGUGCCGGGACAGCUUCUACCGCCUGGGCAGCGAGGAGGGAUGCCUGCCCUGCAGCUGCAACCCUGUCGGCUCCCUCAGCACGCAGUGUGACAGCCACGGCCAGUGCAGCUGCAAGCCCGGCGUGAUGGGCGAGAAGUGCGACCGCUGCCAGCCGGGCUUCCACUCCCUCUCUGAAGCUGGGUGCAGGCCCUGUUCUUGCAAUCCAGCUGGCAGCACAGGGGAAUGCAACGUGGAGACAGGGCGGUGUGCGUGCAAGGACAACGUCGAAGGCUUCCAUUGCGAGAGAUGCAAACCUGGGUUUUUCCAUCUGGAUUCCUCCAAUCCAAGGGGUUGUACCCCUUGCUUCUGUUUCGGACACUCUUCAGUCUGCACCAACGCUGUUGGCUACAGUGUCUACAGCAUCACCUCCAGCUUCCAGUUUGGAGAGGAGGAGUGGCGUGCUGAGCAGCGCGACGGCUCAGAGGUUCCACUUCAGUGGAGUGCGGAGACCCAGGACAUCUCUGUGAUCUCGGACAGCUACUUCCCCAUGUAUUUUGUUGCACCACGCAAGUUCUUGGGUAACCAGGUUUUGAGUUACGGGCAGAACCUGACCUUCUCCUUCCGCGUGGACAGACGGGACACACGCCUCUCCGCAGAGGACCUGGUGCUGGAAGGGGCUGGGCUGAGAGUGUCGGUGCCACUAAUUGCCCAGGGCAACCCCUACCCCAGCGAGAAUGCACUGACCUACACCUUCAGGCUCCACGAGGCUACAGAUUACCCAUGGAGGCCUGCCCUUACAGCCUUUGACUUCCAGAAGCUUCUCCAGAACUUGACUUCCAUCAAGAUCCGUGGGACGUACAGUGAGAGAAGUGCUGGACACCUGGAUGAUGUUACCAUCACCAGUGCUCGCCCAGGACCUGGUGUGCCCGUGGCCUGGGUGGAGAGCUGCUCCUGUCCAGCAGGAUACGAGGGGCAGUUUUGUGAGCGCUGCUCCUCUGGCUACCGGCGAGAGACUCCGAGCCUGGGGCCCUACAGCCCCUGCGUGCCCUGCGCGUGCAACGGGCACAGCGAGACCUGCCAGCCCGAGACGGGUGUGUGCAGUUGCAGGGAUAACACAGCGGGGCCUCACUGUGAGAAGUGCAGUGAUGGGUACUAUGGAGAUGCCACGGCGGGCACAGCCUCAGACUGCCAGCCCUGCCCCUGCCCAGGCAGCUCAAGCUGUGCCAUCGUGCCCCGCACGAAGGAGGUUGUGUGCACCAGCUGCCAGGCUGGCACUACAGGGAAGAGGUGCGAGCUGUGCGACGACGCCUACUUCGGGGACCCGCUGGGGGAGAGCGGGGCGGUGCGGCCCUGCCGCCUCUGCCAGUGCAACGACAACAUCGACCCCAACGCCGUGGGCAACUGCGACCGCCAGACGGGCGAGUGCCUCAAGUGCAUCCACAACACCGCCGGCUUCUACUGCGACCGCUGCCGCGACGGCUUCUUCGGCAACCCCCUGGCCCCCGACCCCGCCGACAAGUGCCGAGCUUGUCACUGCAAUCCCUACGGCACUGUGAAUCAGCAGACGAGCUGCAACCAGGUGACGGGGCAGUGCGAGUGCCUGUCUCAUGUCACUGGGAGGGACUGCAGUGCCUGUGAGCCCGGAUUCUUCAACCUUCAGAGCGGACGUGGCUGCGAGAGGUGCAACUGCCACGCGCUGGGCUCCACCAAUGGCCAGUGUGACAUCCAGAGCGGGCAGUGCGAGUGCCAGCCCGGCGUGGCCGGCCAGCGCUGCGACGCCUGCGAGGUCAACCACUUCGGCUUCAGCUCCCAGGGCUGCAAACCCUGCGACUGUGACCCCGAGGGUUCGCGCUCCCUGCAGUGCCGGGAGAACGGCCGCUGCGACUGCAAGGAGGGCUUCGUGGGCAGCCGCUGCGACCAGUGUGAGGAGAACUACUUCUACAACCGCUCCUGGCCCGGCUGCCAGGAGUGCCCGGCCUGUUACAGACUAGUGAAAGAUAAGGUGGCUGAGCAACGAGAGAGGCUGCAGGAGCUGGAAAAUCUUAUAGCAAAUCUGGGAAUGGGAGAAGACACUGUAACGGAUCAAGCCUUUGAGGAGAGGCUGAAGCAGGCAGAAAGAGAUGUCACGGAGUUGCUUCAGGAAGCACAGAACAGCAAAGACGUCGACCAGGGCCUCAUGGAUCGUCUCAAAGACAUCAACAGCACCCUAGCAAGUCAGCUCAACAGGCUGAGGAACAUCCAGGGCACGGUGCAGGAGACAGAGAACAUGGCAGAGCGAGCCCGGGUGCGGGUGGAGGACACGGAGGACUUGAUCAGCUUAGCUUCUGAUAUGCUUGAGAAGGCAAAGAUGGCAGCUGACAAUGUGUCCAUUACACCUCCAGAGUCAACUGGGGACCCCAACAACAUGACCCUGUUGGCAGAAGAGGCCCGUAAGCUGGCUGAAAGACACAAAAAAGAAGCUGAUGAGAUUGUUCGCACGGCCAAGGCAGCAAAUGAGACUUCCACAGAGGCAUAUCAGCUGCUGCUGAAGACCCUGGCUGGAGAAAACCAAACUGCAAAUGACAUUGAUGAGCUUAACCUGAAGUACAAUCAAGCAAGGAACAUUUCUCGAGACCUAGAGAAACAGGCCAACAAGGUGCUUGCAGAGGCAGAGGAAGCUGGAAACAAAGCUUUGCAGAUCUAUGCUAACCUCACCAGUCUGCCCACCGUGGAUUCCACGGGGCUGGAGAAUGAAGCCAACAAGAUCAAGAAGGAAGCAGAGGAGUUAGAUCAGCUAAUUGCCAGGAAGCUGAAAGAUUAUGAGGACUUGAGAGAAGACAUGAAAGGAAAGGAACUAGAAGUAAAGAACCUCUUGGAGAAAGGGAAGACAGAGCAGCAGACUGCAGACCAGCUCUUGGCUCGAGCAGAUGCAGCGAAAGCCCUGGCUGAAGAAGCUGCUCGGAAGGGCAAUGGCACACUCCAGGAGGCUAACACCAUCCUCAGCAACCUGAAAGACUUUGACAAGCGGGUGAACGACAACAAGACGGCGGCGGAGGAGGCGCUGAAGAAGAUUCCUGCCAUCAGCCAGACCAUUGCUGAAGCCAACGACAAGACGCGGCAGGCGGAGCUGGCGCUCGGCACCGCUGCUGCCGAUGCCCGUGAAGCCAAGGCUAAAGCAGAUGAUGCUGAGAAAAUUGCCAGUUCUGUCCAGAAGAGUGCUGCUGCUACCAAAACUGAAGCUGACAAGACUUUUGCUGACGUGACGGGGCUGGCCAGGGAAGUCGAUGACAUGAUGAAGCAACUACAGGAUGCGGAGAAGGAGCUGAAGCGGAAGCAGGAUGAUGCUGAGCAGGACAUGAUGAUGGCAGGCAUGGCCUCACAGGCUGCCCAGGAGGCAGAAGACAAUGCAAGAAAAGCAAAGAACUCUGUGAAUAGCUUGCUUGCUGUCAUCAAUGACCUGCUGGAUCAAUUAGGACAACUGGAGACAGUGGACUUGAACAAGCUGAAUGAGAUUGAGGGAACCCUGAACAGUGCCAAAGACCAGAUGAAAGAUAGUGACCUGGACCAGAAAGUGUCUUUCCUCGAGAGAGAAGCCAGGAAGCAAGACGAUGCGAUACAGGCCUACAACAGGGACAUUGAAGAGAUCCUGAAGGACAUUAGCAACCUGGAAGACAUCAAGAAGACCUUGCCAUCUGGCUGUUUUAACACCCCGUCCAUUGAGAAACCCUAAGGGUGUGCUGGGGGCGGGGGUAUUCCCCCAGUGAGUGCUGGAGCAGUGGUUUGGCUAUGGAGUGCCUUAACACACAUUACCUUCUUCAGAUCCCCACCUCUUUGCUGCUCACAGCCACUGUUUUCUUUCCAAAUCAGGAUAAGUUGAAAGUUUUUUGGUUUUGUUUUUUUUGUUUUGUUUUUUUUUAUAAGAGAAGCAAAUUAAAUCUCCAUCUUUGGGCAUCAAAGGGUUUUUUUUAAUAUAAAUUGUCUUCCUGAGCACUCUGCCUUUGCCCUUUCUCAGACACAGUUUCCCUUUGAGUAGCACAAGGAUGGGAGAUGCUCUGGACUCUUUGUACUGUGGAUCAGAAAUAACCAUGUGAGCUGUGUACAGCAAGGCAAAACUAACCCUACCUUCUCUCCUCUCUUCUCCCCUUGACUGUAAAAUCCUCUGUCCCAGAGCUCUCUGUCCCUAUGAAGGAAGGGGAUGGCUACCAAAGUAUUACUGUAAUGGCCAGUAUAGCUGCACUCAUUCAGACCCCUCUUCCCGACUUCUAACCCUGUGAAUUUCUUGGUUGUGUUUUUUUUUUUUAAUCAUCAACUAGUGGCCAAUUGGCAGCAGUGGUAGCCUUUGACACAGUACCCGAAGCCUCUUUCUGAAAUGCUUUCUGUGGUGAUGCAUCUGAGAAAAAGGCAGGCUCUGAGAGGAGCUCUUUGGGAAGAGGAGACACUGGUGGAGUGGUAGGUCUUUUCCUGAAGGAGCAUUAGGUCUUGCCAGCUCUGCUCCUGGCCUGCAGGGAAGCUUUGGGUCUGGUCUGUAAGCAGCUUCCUUGCCAGAUAGUUCAGACUGUGAAGUGUGGAAGCCAUGAGCUGUGUUCCCAUCUGCCAGAGGAUCUAUUUUUUUAUUUUUUUGGCUACAAAAGUCUGAUUGACAGAUCAGUUCCAGCAGGAAGUCUUGCUGACGAGGAGAGCCACCACCAUCCAGAGAGCUCUGACAGUUGCACUGACCUUCAUCCUGAAUGUCUGUGGGUGGGGAAGGAAGAGGUGGAAAUGCAAAGGUGUUUCUCCCCAUCUUUUUCCUGAAGAAGGACAGUGGCAUUUUUAUAUCUCCCAGCACUGCUCUCGCCUCUUGCCUGUUCUUGACCUGUCUGCUGCUCUCCCCAGAGCCACUGCAGGGACAUCAGGCCAGGCUGGGGUGGCACUUCUGCCUUUCCCACCGUGCCCAGCUCCCUCUCCAGGUAGUGCCUCCCAGCUGCCUCUUCCUGGUGCUGGGGGGGAGCAGCAGGGAGCCCCUUGCUCCUCCUCCAGCCCCUCCCUGAGACGAGAGCAUCCUCUGUGGCUUCCUCCUUGCCUCCAGCCUGGCACCCCCCCCUCCAGAUCCAAUAUAUAUCUAUCCUUAAACACUAUGCAACUUCCUAUGUUUGCGUAGCGGGGAAGAAAUUAUUAUCUGACACACACUGGUGCUAUUAAUUAUUUCAAAUUUAUAUUUUUUGUGUGAAUGUGAUUAUUUUUUUCCGUGUUUUUUUUUGUUUGUUUGUUGGUUUGUUGUUUGUUUUUUUUUUUUAAUCAAGAUUAUAGUGUGAGGAAGUCUCUUUGUGUGUGUGUAUGUGUGUGUAAAUAUACUCAGCCAUGUUUCCAGAGUGGCACAGCCUGGCCUCCUCCUCGUGCUCUCCCCUGUAGCUCACGGGGUGCACACACCCUGGAUCACUUCUCCUCAUUAUUCCCACAGACCUCAGUAUUUCUCCUAGUUGGGUUCUUGCUUUCUUUCCUCUCCCCUGUUGUCAGCACCCCGAUGGGCAUCAGCAACAGCCACUUUGCCCGUUGGGUGGGUGCUCUCUAGCCCUCCCUCCAAAGCCAGCCUGGAUAGGGGGGUGUCACCAGCACCCCGUCUUGUGCCCCUUCUCCUGGUGCCAGGAGGGGCUGUGGCUUUGCAGCUGGGCUGUGAGGAGCUGUAGCACUGGUGGGAGAUCAAACCCAGCCUUGAGGUGGUGGGAGAGCUGGCUCUGGGGACAUCUUGAUACCACUGUGCAAGGUGGGAGGCUUGGUGCACCCCCGGGCACGGCGCUGCUGGGCAGGGGGUGUUCUCAGCAUCCCCACACCACUCCUGCACCCCCUUCUCUGAGAGAUUCUUGCCAUUUACCAGCUUGGAAUCUCCCCCUGCUUGCAAACAUCCCUGAGACCUAGAGGAGAGCUUACCUGUGCUCACCCCCACGCCUGGGAUGUUGAGGUGGGUGUCCUGGCUGGCUGCUCUCUCUGGCUGUAACCACAUCACCUCUGCCAAGGCUGUGAGAAGAGCAGAUGCCAAGAUGCACAUCUGCCCUGGCUGACCUCAGGCCUAAGGUUUCCUGCUUCCUUGUUUGUUUUUUUUUUUUCCCCCCUUUCCUUAAGCUGUUUUUAACAGAAUUUUAUUUUUAAAUAAAGAAAAACAAACUUUAUAAGCGAUCUCUUAAUCACUACUGCAUUACAGCCAUUAUUCAGUGUAUAAGUCCAGUUAUUUCUUUAUGUAAUGUGAUGAUGCAGCAGCUGCUGGUUGGUGAGUGCUGGGUGUCACGGGCAGUGCGUGGCAGCCCCCUCCUCACCCUGUUCCUGACUGUGGCCCCCUCAGUACGUGCCUUCACUCCAGCUUCUUUUUUGGUUGUUUUUUUUUUUGCCUUAAUCUGUGGUCUUGCUGUCUGGGGCGGUGAACAAAAAAAUGCAACACUUGCAGUUUUUAAUGUAUAAAACAGUAUUUCUUAUUUAUAAUAAAGUCUGAAUAUUUGUAACCCCUUA
Messenger RNA from Apus apus (common swift), 7648 nucleotides. RefSeq names its product laminin subunit gamma 1 (gene LAMC1). Bases 96 to 4901 code for a protein of 1601 amino acids. The record is from RefSeq and is a predicted model, not a curated record. Lineage: Eukaryota; Metazoa; Chordata; Aves; Apodiformes; Apodidae. Gene Ontology annotation, molecular function: extracellular matrix structural constituent. The transcript has 28 exons.